Molecule: messenger RNA, 2264 nt
Organism: Poeciliopsis prolifica (blackstripe livebearer)
Lineage: Eukaryota; Metazoa; Chordata; Actinopteri; Cyprinodontiformes; Poeciliidae
Product: oocyte zinc finger protein XlCOF6.1-like
Exons: 2
Coding region: 434-1684 (416 amino acids)
Biological process (GO): regulation of transcription by RNA polymerase II
Molecular function (GO): DNA-binding transcription factor activity, RNA polymerase II-specific; RNA polymerase II cis-regulatory region sequence-specific DNA binding
Source: RefSeq, a predicted model, not a curated record
UCUGCUGCGGUUCUGUUGCGGUUCUGCGCAGCAACAAUGUGUUCCGUUGAGCCUCUGAGGGAGUUUAUCAGAGAGAGACUAACUGCUGCUGCUGAAGAAAUCUUCACCCAGCUGGAAAAACCAUCGUCCGGUACGAGGAGGAGAUCGACCGGCAGCGGAGGCUGCUGGACCUCAGCUGGACCCGAACCGAGCAGAACCCCGCAGGUCGGUCCGCUGGACCUGGUAAAGCUCGGAACCAGCUUCUGUUUGUCACAGGGUGGUUCUGAUGGUCCAGUGAGAGGUCCGGUAAACGGAGCCAGAUCCGAUUCUAUAAACUCUGAAUUCAUAAAACUGGACCAAGCGGGUCAGAAUUUGGACCUGUCUCACCAAGCUGGUACCAGGACCAUGGGUUGUUCCCCCGCAGACCUCCACCUGCAGGCCGGUUCUGGACGAGAUGAGCUCUGGUGUGGACCCGGAGGAACCAGAACUCCCACAGAUUAAAGAAGAACAGGAGGAAUCAGAGCAUGAGCUGGACAAAGAUGAAUAUGUAGAAGUGCACAUUGGUGAGGAUGAGGAGGAGCUGGUGCUGCAGCAGGAGCAGGAAACUGACCCAGACAAACCAGAACCAGAGCAGAACCAGGCCCGGUCCCAAAGCUCUGCUGAGGCUGAGAGGGUGGAUCAGAAAAGAGGUGAUGAAGAAGCAGAGAAGGAACCUGGCAGUGUAGGAACAUCUGUCAGUUCUGAGGCUGGGACCGGUUCCGACCCGAAUAGAAAGCCCUCUCAGUGUGACGUGUGUGGAAAACAUUUCACUCAGAGUUACAACAUGAAGGCUCAUCUCCGGAUCCACUCAGGCGAGCGGCCGUACUCCUGCCAGGUCUGCGGGAAAAACUUCAUCAAAUACGACAACAUGCUGGUCCACAUCAGAACCCACACGGGUCAGAAACCUUACUCCUGUCCGACCUGCAGCAAGCGCUUCAGCCAGCGCAGCAACCUCACCUUCCACAUGAGGAUCCACGUCGACGACAAGCCCUUCACCUGCAACACCUGCGGGAAGAGCUUCACCUCCAGUGGUCACCUCACCAUCCACAGCAGAACCCACACAGGAGAGAGGCCCUACCUGUGCAACGUCUGUGGGAAAAGCUUCAGCCAGAGCGGCGGCCUGUCGGCCCACCGGAGGACCCACACCGGUGAGCGGCCGUUUACCUGCAAGGUGUGCGACAAAGCCUUCAUCAGGAGCGAUGAGCUGCUGGUCCACAUUCGAAUCCACACCGGGGAGAAGCCAUACACCUGCAAGAUCUGCUCCUGGAGCUUCGCCCGCAGUUGCCACCUGACCACCCACAUGAGGACCCACACCGGGGAGAAACCCUACUCCUGCCGAAUGUGUGGAAAGAGCUUCAGUGAGAACCGCGGCCUGACCGCCCACGUCAGAACGCACACAGGCGAGAGGCCCUUCUCCUGCGACACCUGUCACAAGGCCUUCACAGACAAACGCAAUCUGACCACUCAUGCCAGGACCCACACGGGCGAGAAGCCCUUCUCCUGCUGCAUUUGUGGGAGGAGCUUUGCAGAGAACCGGAGCCUGACGGGCCACAUGACCACACACACGUGGGAGCGGCCCUUUUCCUGCAAAGUCUGCCAAAAGGGCUUCACUCAGAGCGGCAAGCUGGCCGCUCACAUGAGGCAACAUAGAGAAGACAACGUUUAGGUGCACCUGCUGAUUUUAUUCAGAAGAAGAAACUGGGAAACAGAAGGAGCUUCUUAAGUCAUUGUGUUUGUAGGAGCAUAAAAUUCCUUUAGGGAAUAAAUUUGGUCGGUGCUAAUAAGUCAUAUUUUGGGCUUCUGCUGAAAUUUAAAAAUAAUUUCAAAGUCCAGUUCUGGUGUCCUGAGCAUAUAGUUCAGAGCCUCCGCUCACAAAGUAACUCCUGGCUAGCUCGCCAUAUUUAGCGCUGGACUCGUUAGGUGGUCCGACUGCAGGGAAGACUCUCCGUCUACCUGAACUGUCCUCUUGUUGCACAAAGGUAUCUGCUGUUUGUUGAACUGUUUCAACCCAGAACCGGUGGACGUGAUAUGUGAUUGGUCAGGAGUUUGUAGAUGAGUUUUAUGUAGAAAUGCGCUCAGACAGCAGAAAUGAUAUUUCACGAGUUCGCUUCCACUAUCUGUUUGUGUAUCCGCAGGCGACAUGAAUAAAUGUCUAGCUGAGGCAUUUUGUCCCCGGAAGCAUGUUCCUGCGCACUCUUCCUAUUGCCCAUAUAUGGAAGACGCUGUGACAGAGCUGACUCAUUAUG